AUGGCUACCGCCUCUCACCCUCCCUCCGCCACGAUUCAAAUCGAACAACCGUCAAAACUGCCAGAUUUUCAGGCGAGUGUCAAACUGAAGUACGUUAAAUUAGGCUACCAUUACUUGAUUACCAAUCUUUUCACUCUUUUCUCCUCCAUCUCAUUGUUGUCACGCGUCCACGCCACCCAACUGAAUUUGAAGAUGUCAAGAACCUCUACGCUCACCUGCAAUUACCACUUCUUCGCCGUCUUUGCCGUGACUUGUACGGCCGUGUUCGGGUUCACACCUACCGUACGACCCGACCCACACGUUUUCUCGUUGACUAUUCGUGCUACCGAAGCCGGGACCACUGAAAGUCUUCUCAUACCACGUGUUUAUGGACCAUUCGAAACUUCACGGCGCCUUCAAAGAGCCGUCGCUUGA
Messenger RNA from Lactuca virosa, 414 nucleotides. Lineage: Eukaryota; Viridiplantae; Streptophyta; Magnoliopsida; Asterales; Asteraceae. The record is from the annotation of a GenBank genome assembly.